Messenger RNA from Pocillopora damicornis (cauliflower coral), 2335 nucleotides. RefSeq lists its product as uncharacterized. Gene Ontology annotation, molecular function: DNA-binding transcription factor activity, RNA polymerase II-specific. Lineage: Eukaryota; Metazoa; Cnidaria; Anthozoa; Scleractinia; Pocilloporidae. Gene Ontology annotation, biological process: regulation of transcription by RNA polymerase II. Gene Ontology annotation, cellular component: nucleus. The record is from RefSeq and is a predicted model, not a curated record.
UAUGGUGACGAAACGAUUCUGAGCUUCUUACAGUCUUAGUCGGUUGUGUGGGGUUAAGCCUCUCUGAUUUCGCUGCAAGUUUAUUUUGUGAACUGUUAAGCGUACAUCUACUGAACAUUAGAAAUGAACAAAGCUAGUCACUGCUGGCGGUGUGAGGCGCACUGCACCCAACAAUGUUCACGUUGUAGAGUGGCAUUUUAUUGCUCUAAGGAAUGUCAGAAACAGGACAAGUGGCGACAUGAACCUGAUUGCGACGAUGCAGCGUUGAAAAUGAAAUGUUUAGCUUGUGGCGUUGUACAUGAGGGAAUGAAGAAGUGUGUAAACUGCUUGGAAGCCGUCUACUGCAGUGUCGAAUGUCAACGAAGCCACUGGCCUCGACACAGACCUUCGUGUCAAACUACUGUCGAAAGAGUUUUGAAACUGGUUGAAAAAUUGAAAACGUUUAGUGAGUUGAAAGAGAAGACUCCUGGUCUCGCAGCCACGUAUUACUGGGGCAAUCAGCCGGCCGUGGACAUGAUCAACUUGUCAAUGAAUGAAGGAGAGGAAUAUUCCAACCCGCUCGCUUUGUUAUUGUGUGGAGUCGGCGAUCCCAGAAAUGUUCUGCUGACCAUUGCGUCUUUGCCUGAUGUUUACCAAAAGCAAGUUAUGUUUGUGAUGAACGACAUAUGUCCCUGUACUUUGGCUAGAACAGUACUGCUUCUUUACAUGCUCUAUAAAGGAGGAGAUGAUAUGGCUUCAGCAGUGAUUCAUAUCUGGUACUCGCUUCGUAUCAGUGAACAAGAUUUCACUUCGCUGUUGUUAGCCUUACAAGAGCUUGUGGAUUGUACUGAGCUGCGUACACUCACUGAGGAAUUUAUGGACAUUCCUGAUGACCAGUUGAUCCAGUUGAAAGACGUGUGGAACACGUGGCUGCGCCUAGCACAGCGCGAAGGAUCUUGGGUGACGAAGCUACGACAGGAAGCCAACUCGGGUGAUUUUGGAAGAGAAAAAGGCAUAAAUCACUACAUACACGCUAUUCCCAAAGAGCACAAGAAUUCCACCCGCAGGUAUUUUGAUACCGGUAUUUUUACUUCGAUGAAAAAUACUAAAGAGCUUAAACAGUGUAAAGAAAAUCCCACUUUGACAGGUCGUGGAUUUCAACGGUUUUUUCGGAACUCUGACUUUCACUACAGCCUACCGACCGAUGUACUUCCAUUUACCGGGUGGGAUUAAAAUGCAGUCAAGAAAAUCUGUCAUGACAAAUCUAUAACGCGAAUGUACAGCAUCUAUAUAUCGCUUGUUCUUAACAAAUCGAUAGAAAAACUCAGACGAAAUCGCAUUAAAUGUUACUUCAUUCUAUCUGACUUCCUAAAUGUCGAAGCUUUCUUGCCAGCGGAUCGGAGAUAUGAUCGCAUCACCACUUCUAACCUACGGGACUAUUAUCCUCUCACUGUUCUAUUAACGAGAUUCAAGGGCCCGCUUAAUACUACCAAUCCUUACGCGGUCAUGUCCACCGAGGCAAUCAACUGGGUCCGAAAUUACAUGCCGGAAGUGAUUCACCUCUUGCCUAAUAUGAUAUGCCUGGAUGACCUCGUCCAGAAAGCUUUGAAAGACACACGAAACCCUGAGCUGGCUAAUUUAUCUGGAAUGUCGGCUUUUUUAGAAUACUCGAACUUAACUCAACAAUUCGCCAUGUUUCUACGCGCAUCUCUCCUCUUUUCUAACACAGAUGAAGAUCUUGCAUCGUUAAAAGGGAAAAAGAAAAUCCCCUCCUUUAAAUCUUUGGUUACCUCACUUGGACUCCAUCUCCGUGACUUUGUCAGGUGCGAGAACACAGUGUUCCCUUUUAAAUGGGCCCUGAACUGCCCACGCCCGACCAUGUUAAGGGGCUACGAGAGAACUUUGGAAUGGAAACUUCUUUCUGCAGAUGAGGGUAUUGAAAAUUCAAAAGAAUGAAUCGAAAAUUGCCCCCUUACUUCUAACCGACCCAACAGUAAAAGAGAAGCAUUUAAAUUUUGUUGAAAUAUUCGAACAUGCACGAUUAUAUACUCGAACACUUUCGAAUGCAUUGAUAAGGCUAGGGCCCGCUUUCUUCUCUCUUUUUAAUGUGAAGAAGAAGUAAAUUCAUAAAAAUCAGAAAAACAACCUUUACGAAAUAAACUAACAAAACAAGACAAUAAAAUAAAUACAUAGAUACGACGCGAAAAAAAACUUACCAAAUGCUGAGGAAAAUAUAGGAAACACGAAACACUCGCACGAAGGGGGUUUAAAAAGUACUUCUAAGGGCUUGAAACGAGAAAUGUAUAGGGCAUAGUAAUUUACAUAACGCAAACAUGACACUGCAUAAAUGGAUGCU